Pelmatolapia mariae (spotted tilapia) is the source of this 4601-nucleotide messenger RNA. It is a transcript of the gene tada2b, whose product is annotated as transcriptional adaptor 2B. The transcript is spliced from 2 exons. Gene Ontology annotation, biological process: regulation of transcription by RNA polymerase II; chromatin remodeling. Bases 10 to 1491 code for a protein of 493 amino acids. NCBI's taxonomy places the organism in Eukaryota, Metazoa, Chordata, Actinopteri, Cichliformes, Cichlidae. Gene Ontology annotation, molecular function: zinc ion binding; chromatin binding; transcription coactivator activity. Gene Ontology annotation, cellular component: SAGA-type complex; nucleus. The record is from RefSeq and is a predicted model, not a curated record.
CCAGGCAAGAUGGCCGACUUGGGGAAGAAGUACUGCGUUAACUGCCUUGCAGAUGUUACAAACCUGCGGCUUCGCUGCACCGAGUGCCCUGAUAUCGAGCUGUGCCCCGAGUGCUUCUCAGCGGGCGCUGAAAUCGGUAAUCACCGGAGAUGGCACGGCUACCAGCAGGUCGACGGCGGUCGGUUCUCUCUCUGGGGUCCAGAGGCAGAAGGAGGGUGGACCAGCAGGGAAGAGCAGUCGCUACUCGAUGCUAUCGAGCAGUAUGGAUUUGGAAACUGGGAGGACAUGGCCGAUCAUGUCGGAGCAUCCCGGACUCCUCAGGAAGUCAUGGAACAUUAUGUCACCAUGUACAUCCAUGGAAACCUGGGGAAGGCCUGUAUCCCUGACAGUAUUCCAAACCGGGUGACCGAUCACACCUGCCCGAGCGGGGGGCCCCUGUCGCCCAGCCUGACCACUCCGCUCCCUCCGCUGGAUAUCAGCUUGGUUGAGCAACAGCAGCUGGGCUACAUGCCACUACGUGACGACUAUGAGAUUGAGUAUGACCAGGACGCGGAGAAGCUCAUCAGUGGACUGUGUGUCAACUACGAUGAUGAGGACGUGGAAAUUGAAAUGAAGCGCGCCCAUGUGGACAUGUAUGUGCGUAAGCUCAGAGAACGCCAGCGGCGUAAGAACAUCGCUCGUGACUACAACCUGGUGCCUUCAUUUUUGGGCCGAGACAAGAAGGACAAGGAGAAGGACAAAACAGGGAUGUUGGGAGUCGUAGGAAGUGCAGCUAGCGUGAGUGGGACAGGGGCUGGUGGUGGUGCAGUCGGAUCAGGAUCCAUGACAGCAUCGGGAGCUGGUCCUCUCCCAAGUACACCUAAAAGAAAAAUCACCAAGGAAGAGAAGGAGCAGCGGGUGAGGCUGCGGGCGCUUUGCCAGUUCAUGGCCCAUCGGGAGUUUGAAGAGUUCUUUGAGAACAUGCAUAAAGAGCGAAUGCUGAGGGCCAAGGUGCGCGAGCUGCAGCGCUACCGACGAAACGGCAUCACACGCAUGGAGGAGUCAGCGGAAUACGAAGCAGCACGCCACAAACGGGAGAAACGCAAAGAGAACAAAAGUGUGGUCACCUCAAAGCGAGGCAGCUCGGGAGGAGGAGGGCUUGGUUCCGGGAUGGGACUCGGGGGUGGAGCUGGAGGAGGAGGAGGCAUUGCUGGGGGACUAGGGGUUGGAGGUGGGAUCAAAGAAGAGGGCAAAGAUGGUGAGUUUGCUGCCAUUGAGAAUCUGACGGGCUUCGAGCUGCUGUCAGACAGGGAGAAGGUGCUGUGCAACUCUCUCAACCUCAGCCCGGCACGCUACCUGACUGUCAAAACCAUCAUCAUCAAAGAUCACCUGCAGAAAAGGCAGGGCAUUCCCGCCAAGAGUCGAAUGCCCAGCUACCUGGACAAGGUUCUUAAGAAGCGCAUUCUCACCUUCCUCACAGAAAGUGGCUGGAUAUCCCGAGACACCUCUUAGCACUCCGUCGUUGCUCAGGAAAUUAUAAAUAGAUAAGCUAUAAGCGCUGGAGGCAGGAAGAACUACUGGUUUUCACCAUUUUUUUUUCAGGAGUGACCUUGUAAAUAUGUACGUUGAAAAGAAAUAAGAUGCCCAACUGGAGAAAAAAAUAUUUUCAUACAAGGGGAAGGAAGAAAACUGCCUAUAUUUUUGCAUUUGGAAAGGAACAGGGGAUUAAUACAGCUGUGUGGGUUACAGUACUUUCUAUUCUAAAUGUUUUGAAAAAAUAAUAACUGCAGUGUUAACAGUUGCAGGUAUUACAGAGCUGUUUUGGUGUUGUUACAGCAGGUACACUGAAGGUAGAAAUAAUGUAAGGAAUGCAACUGGCGACAGGACAAAUAACCUUCAUGCUGAAAAGAAGAGUAAAUAACAAAAUUUGAUUUGAUGAUAAACUCUUACCCCAUUGGUGGCUGCAAAAUAAGGUGAUUGGGAAAAAAAAACACAAAGAAAAAAGCUCCAAAAAACAGGGUUUGCCCAUAACCUGGCUGGUUUUAGCGCAAACAUAAUUAGAUAGCCUAAUAUUAGUUAGAGCGGGCCUAAUAUAUGGGCUCUCUGAAGUUUGCAGUCAUUAUCGGCCUAUCAGAGUUUGCACCAAAUGUCGAGUAUAAUAAUGAAUACAAAAAGAUGAGUUUCCACAGGUCCCUUCGACUUCAUUCCUACCCAUACCUUUCGGUUGAUAUCAUUGCUAGCCUAUCACUGCUUACUUAGAUCAGCUAGAGCUUGACCUGCUGCAGGUGGCUGAUUGCUGUAUAUCUUCCCCCCCAAUUUUUUACCAAAAAACUGAUGCAGAAAAAGGCGUUGGGGUAAUUUAGAGUUUUUGCAGGAGAGUGUGCUCCAACAUCCAUUCCAUACAAUACUCUCAGUACAUGUAGCAGAGUAGAAACUAGUUCGAGAAAUACAUUGCUGGAUAAUUAAAGCGAAGCAAAACAAAAAACGACACCCGUUAUUGUCCCUUUUUUAAUGUAACUAACAUAAAGAAUAUAUAUGUGUAUAUUUAUAUUAAACAAAUAUUGACCAGUAUAUCAAUAUUGGAAUCUUUUCUUAUUCCUAAAUAUGACCCUUAAAAAUCCACUAAGGCUAAUAUCAGCAGUGUCACCGUAGGUUUGACCAAUAAAUGACAAGAAAUGCCAAAGAAGAGAUCAUAGUCAGCGCCAGUCACACUCUGUCCACCAGAGGGCACUGCCAGGCUUAUUUUUAACCUGUAAAAAGUCCAACUCAGAAUGUAUUUUUGUUUGAUAGCUAAUUUAAAAAGAUCUUGCUUAAAUUUUUUUUUUCUUUUAGCAAAUUUAAGUUAAAAUUAUGUAUGGCUUAUAUUUGUUUUAAAGCCCCUAAAAUCUCAGCGUGAAAUAUUUUCUAUAUUUAAAAAGAAUAUUUUCUUUCAACCUUCUAUGUUGUAGAAAAUGUAAGUGGAGCGAUCUGAUUGACUGCGUCAGCAACCCACCAAUAACUGUUGUAUUCCUUUUAGUUUGUCCUGAGGAAAGUGUGGGUUCAGCUUCAAAACUUUAAAUAUUUUACAGUCCACGUGUUGUACUACAGAUGAUAGGACUUUAAAAGUACAAGACUGCUGUUUACCGAGUGAGUACACAGAGCUAAUACAUCAUCACAACGUUGCACCUUAAGGUUUAAGGUUCAAUAGUCUUUUAGUCUUAUAGCUGACCACAUUUACAGCUGCCCAACAAGGCUGAUGUGCAGCCUAUCAAUAUGCUUUCACUUCACUUUUUACAUUGGCUAAAAGUAGAAGCAGAACAGUGGCAUUAUUUUCUUUUGUAUUGCUUUUUUUGGUGACCCAAGCUGAACAUUAGUUGUCUCACAGCUGAAGCACGUUUAAAAACAAAAGAAUUAGAAGGACAAGAGGUAGUGUGAGUGUUACCUGUGCUGGAAAAUGUCUAGAUUCACAUUCUCUUCUUUUCUUUGUCUGUAGCUGACUAAAAUUUAGCUUCCUGGAUGGAGCAGGGAUAGUAAUGCAGGGCACUGUUUUUGUAGUGUUGCUUUAAACGUGGAGCGUUGCGUUGUUUUGUUUAUUACGAUGUAGCGUCUAAGAACGUAAAGUUCCGCUCUAAGCUUGAGGAUCAUUUGUGCAGGGUGUUAAAUUUCACUUAUAUGUUAACAACAUUCGUGGCCAAAGGAGCUUCAUUAUGCUAAAUGCUACAGCUGAUUUUUUUGAUUGUCAGCAAAGUCUUAUGAAAAGACCCUGACAAUUAGUCAGUGUAUCACACAAAUAGUGUGUGCCUGUUGCACUGAUGAGUACAAACAGUCCAACGUACAUUGUCUGCCUGUAACCAGCUAGAGUACCAAAUGUGUAUUGAUCUGCAGCAGGAAAUAGUCCCUCUUAUUUACAGUAUGUAGAAAACACUGAAAAAAUCAUUCAAGCAGAUUUCUUUAGGUCAUGGAUAUUGUUUUCGGGUCCACUCCUGUACAUUGUUGUAACCCUUAGCUAACAUGUUCCUAUUGGAUUUGAAUGUGUUCAUUGGCUGUAGUGGGUUUCCAGAAGAUGCUGGUUGAACGUUAGACGAGUGUUCUGUUGAUUUUGCAAAACGGAUAUAAUAAGCAUUUUUCAGAGCCUCUGGCCCAGAAUGUUUUUCGAAGGUGAUGCUGAAACCAUCUGGUCAUUUUUCUUUAAUUGUCACUUUUUCUUUUUUCUGGUUUGCACGUGCAACUAACUGUUCUAGAUUGUUCCAAAAUGGUGUGUUUUGAUAUUAAAGUCUCAAUCAAAAAUGUGGAAACUGAAGAAUUUGCUUUUGUUCUCAUUGGGAAAAUACUUUUUGUAAGGGGGAUUUGCUGACUUUACAUUACCAAAUGUAAAUAUCUUUAUAAGAUAAAUUUUAGGGGAGGGGAGAACUAUGCUGACCUGUGAAAUGUACAGUAUUUUAUGUCAUGGAAAUUUUUAUAGCUUUUUGUAAUUAAAAAAAAAAGUUUUUGGAAUCGCAAAGAAGAAGAGGCUUUGGUUCUAGUCGUGGCAUGCUGUCGAGCUGUCCUAAAUCUUGUUGCCCGUCUCAUUAUGUUGAGUUGUUUUGCUGUUCUGUUACUUUGUUGUUGAAAAUGACAGAGUAUCUGUGGAGAUGUAUUAAAAG